CUGGGUGCCAUGAACACUCCGUGCGGGCCUCGACAUGGAAGGUUGUGACUCGCCCGCCAUCUCGGGGAAGGACCAUGGGUGUGCUCUCCCUCCGCACCAGCCGUGGACCGAACGCGGCGGCCAGUCUGGUACCAUGGAGCAGUCUGGGGCGGAGAGCCAUGGAGCCCUAGGCGGCCAGCAGGCUCCUCCCGGCGAGCGCUCCUCAGACAGGGCCGCCUCUGGCCCCAGCGCCGAGCCAGCCAGCAAGGAGGUCAGCUGUAACAAAUGCGCCGCCUCCUUCGCCACCUUGCAGACCUACAUGGAGCACCACUGCCCUGGCGCCUCCCGCUUGCUCCUCCCGCUGCCCGAGGAGAACGGGAGCGACACUGGGGAGGAGGGGGGGGAGGAGGAGGAGAGCGACGUGGAGAACCUGGCCGGGGAGAUCGUCUACCAGCCGGAUGGUUCGGCGUACAUUGUGGAGAGCCUCAGCCAGCUGCUCCAGACUGGGGGGGCCUGUGGGGCUGGCCACGGGCCUGGCAGCAGUGCUCUCCCUUCCCUCUUUCUGAACUCUCUCCCCAGUGCAGGGGGCAAAGGGAGCGAGCCCGCUUCUGCUGCGCCAGUCUGCCCGCAGAUCAUCAACACUUUCCACAUAGCCUCGUCCUUCGGGAAAUGGUUUGAGGGCUCGGAGCAGGCCUUCCCGAAUACCUCAGCCCUGGCAGGGGCCAGCCCUGUCCUGCACAGCUUCCGCGUUUUUGAUGUGCGCCACAAAAGCAGCAAGGAUUACCUGAACAGCGACGGUUCUGCCAAAAGCUCCUGUGUAUCCAAAGAUGUUCCCAAUAACGUGGACCUGUCCAAAUUUGAUGGCUUCGUGCUCUACGGGAAGCGGAAGCCCAUCCUGAUGUGCUUCUUGUGCAAGCUGUCCUUUGGGUACGUCCGCUCGUUUGUGACCCAUGCCGUGCAUGACCAUCGAAUGACUUUGAGCGAGGAGGAGCGGGAAAUUCUUAGCAAUAAGAACAUCUCCGCUCUUAUCCAAGGGAUAGGCAAAGACAAAGAACCUCUCAUCAGCUUUUUGGAACCAAAAACCAAAAACUUUCCACACCCUUUAGUUUCCACAGCUAACCUUAUAGGCCCAGGACACAGUUUCUAUGGCAAAUUCAGUGGGAUCCGAAUGGAGGGGGAAGCGGGUGGCCCUGGGGAGGCUGCCAGUGGAGCCGAAGAGCCUCAUUCCUGCCUCUUGGCCCCUGGGGCCCUCUUGAACCUUGGAGGGCUAACCAGCUCAGCUUUGAAGACCCCAAUUACCUCAGUCCCCCUGGGCCCCCUGGCUUCCAGUCCUACCAAAUCCUCCGAGGUGAAGGACCCCGGGGUAGCCGAGUGUGAGAAGCAAGAGCUGGCUGACCAGGACGGCGUCCCAGAGAAAGCCGAGCUGGCUGGGGAGGAAGAGGAGGAGGAAGGAAUGGAAGAGGAGGAGGAAGAGGAGGAGGAGGAGGAGGAGGAGGAAGAGGACGAUGAGGGGUGCAAAGGGCUGUUCCCAAGUGAGCUGGAGGACGACCUGGAGGACAGGCCUCCCCAGGAGCCUGAGGCUGUGGCAAGUGAUGGCGGCGGCAAGAAGGACCUUGCUCUCUCAAACCAAAGCAUUUCUCCCUUAAUGCCUAGCGUGCUCCAGAGCCUGUCCUGGGGCACGGCUUCUUCUUCUCGUUCUAACUCUGCUUCUUCCUUUGUCUUUGAUGGUGCAAACAGGAGGAAUUGUUUAAGCUUUAACAGUGAAGGCGGUGAGGGCAGCCGGAGACUGGACUUCAGUGACGAAAGUGCCAAUAGAGACCAUUCCGCCCUGCCGGAGCCCAGCGAAAGUGUGGAGGGCGAGGAGGGGAGCUACGCCUCCCACCACCAGCAUCUGGGGCCCCUCUGUGAGCUGGGGGGCGGGGAGUGCCCCUCGGGGAGCGGGGUGGAGUGCCCCAAGUGCGACACCGUCCUGGGCUCCUCCCGCUCCCUCGGGGGUCACAUGACCAUGAUGCACUCGCGGAACUCCUGCAAGACGCUCAAGUGCCCCAAGUGCAACUGGCACUACAAGUACCAGCAGACGCUCGAGGCGCACAUGAAGGAGAAGCACCCCGAACCGGGUGGCUCGUGCGCCUACUGCAAGAGUGGGCAGCCCCACCCGCGGCUGGCCCGGGGCGAGAGCUACACCUGUGGCUACAAGCCCUUCCGGUGUGAGGUUUGUAACUACUCCACGACGACCAAAGGCAACCUCAGUAUCCAUAUGCAGUCCGACAAGCAUCUCAACAACAUGCAGAACCUGCAGAACGGGGGUGGGGAGCAAGUGUUCAGCCAUUCUGCUGGGGCGGCUGCGGCGGCAGCAGCUGCCGCUGCUGCCGCAGCUGCCGCAGCAAACAUGGGGAGUGGCUGUGGGGCCCCCUCCCCCACCAAACCAAAAAGCAAACCUACCUGGCGGUGUGAGGUGUGUGACUAUGAGACCAAUGUUGCCAGGAACCUUCGCAUCCACAUGACCAGUGAGAAGCACAUGCACAACAUGAUGUUGCUGCAGCAGAACAUGAGCCAAAUGCAGCACAGCCGCCACCUGGGCCUGGGCAGCCUGCCUGCCGAGGCUGAGCUCUACCAGUACUAUUUGGCACAGAAUAUGACCCUGCCCGCCCUGAAGAUGGACAGUGCUGCUUCGGAGGCGCCCUUCCUGGUGGGCGGCUUCCAGCUGGACCCCACCAACCCAGUGGCCUCCCUGGCCCCGUCUCUAGUGGGUGGAGAGAUCCCCCUGGACAUGCGACUCGGGGGUGGGCCGCUGGUGUCCGAGGAGCUCAUGAACCUGGGGGAGACCUUCACGCAAACCAACGACCCGUCUCUGAAGCUCUUCCAGUGUGCCGUGUGCAACCGGUUCAGCACGGACAACUUGGACCUGCUGGGGCUCCACAUGAACGUGGAGCGCAGCCUGCCCGAGGAGGAGUGGAAGGCAGCCCUGGGGGACUCGUACCAGUGCCAGCUGUGCCGCUACCACACGCAGCUCAAGGCCAACUUCCAGCUCCACUGCAAGACGGACAAGCAUGUGCAGAAGUACCAGCUGGUGGCGCACAUCAAGGAGGGGGGCAAGGCCAACGAGUGGAGGCUAAAGUGCGUGGCCAUCGGGAACCCCGUGCACCUGAAGUGCAACGCCUGUGACUAUUACACCAACAGCCUGGAGAAGCUGCGCCUGCACACGGCCAACUCCCGGCACGAGGCCAGCCUGAAACUCUACAAGCACCUUCAGCACCAUGAGAGCGGCGUGGAGGGGGAGAGCUGCUACUACCACUGCAUCCUCUGUAGCUACUCAACCAAGGCCAAGCUGAACCUGCUCCAGCACGUGCGCUCCAUGAAGCACCAGCGCAGCGAGAGCCUGCGGAAGCUGCAGCGUCUGCAGAAGGGCCUUCCGGAGGAGGAGGAGGAGGACCUGGCUCAGAUCUUCACCAUCCGGAAGUGUCCUGCGCCCGAGGGAGAGGAGCCGGUCGAGGACACAGAAGGGCCCAGCGAGGCGGCUGCUGACCCGGAAGAGCCCGCCCAGGACUCAGACAGCGCAGCCGACAAGGACCAGGGCCAGUGGACAGCACAAGCCACCCAGGCAGAGAAGGAGCCGACGGAGUCCCCGGCAUCCUCCAGGCGCAUCUCGUGUCCAAGAGGAUCGGAAUCGCCCAGCACCAAAUGGCCGAAGGCAGCCGAGGAGAGCAAGCCGGAGCAGACGUAUCAGUGCCCGUACUGCAAAUACGGCAACACAGACGUGAAUCGGCUGCGUGUCCACGCCAUGACCCAGCACUCGGUCCAGCCCAUGCUUCGGUGCCCGCUCUGCCAGGACAUGCUCAGCAACAAGAUCCACCUACAGCUGCACCUCACCCACCUGCACAGUGUCUCCCCCGACUGUGUGCAGAAGCUCGUUUUGACGGUGACGACGCCGGAGGUGAUGAUGCCCAGCAGCAUGUUCCUCCCAGCAGCCCCCCCAGACAGAGACGGGAACGCCAGCAUGGAGGAGGCGGCCAGGCAGCCCGAGCCCUCUGAGGACCCAGGGAAAGGCCCGCAGCCUUUGGAAAACCUGGAGCUCGGGGGAGAACCGAAGCCCAUUCUGUUGGAGCAGGCCUCUGCCCGAGAGGACGCUGGGUUUCUCUGCUGGAAGAAGGGCUGCAGCCAAGGAUUCAAAACCUCUGCUGCUCUCCAGGCACAUUUCAGUGAGGCGCACACCAAGCGGCCACAGCUGCCUGUCUCCGACCGGCACGUGUACAAAUACCGCUGCAACCAAUGCAGCCUGGCCUUCAAAACCGUGGAGAAGCUUCAGCUGCAUUCCCAGUACCACGUUAUUCGGGCCGCCACCAUGUGCUGCCUUUGCCAGCGCAGCUUCCGCACUUUUCAGGCCCUCAAGAAGCACCUGGAGACGAGUCACCUGGAGCUGAGUGAAGCUGACAUUCAGCAGCUGUACGGUGGACUCCUCGUCAACGGAGACCUCCUCGCCAUGGGUGACCCCUCCCUGGCUGAAGACCACACCCUCCUUGGGGAGGAAGACAAAGAAGAGGAGAGCGACUUGGAAGACAAGCAGAGCCCUGCGGGGAGUGACUCUGGGUCUCUGCAGGAGGACUCUGGCUCUGAACCAAAGCGGGCUCUCCCGUUCCGGAAAGGCCCAAACUUCACGAUGGAGAAGUUCCUGGACCCGUCCCGUCCGUAUAAGUGCACCGUUUGCAAAGAGUCCUUCACUCAGAAGAACAUCCUUUUGGUCCACUACAAUUCCGUGUCUCACCUGCACAAGCUGAAGCGAGCCCUGCAGGAGUCCACCAGCGGCCAGCAGGAGCCAGCCACCAGCAGCCCAGACAACAAGCCCUUCAAGUGCAGCACCUGCAGCGUGGCCUACAGCCAGAGCUCCACCCUGGAGAUCCACAUGAGGUCCGUCUUGCACCAGACCAAAGCACGAGCGGCCAAGCUAGAAGCUGCGAGUGGUGGCAGCAGCGGCAGCGGAGUGGGCGGGGGCGGCAGCGUCUCCUUGGCCUCCUCCACACCCAGCCCAGUCAGCACAACCAGUACCCCCACCACCGUCACUGUGGCCAGCACCAACCCCACGGCCAGCACUGCUCCUGGCCCCAGCCUCCUCGGCCAGGUCUCCUGUGAGAACGCGGGGGGUAUCCCUCCUCUCCGCACACCCCUCUGUACCAGUAGCACACCAGCGGCCGCCUCAAGCCCUUCUGAGCCCAAAGAGGUCAACCGUAAGAAGCUGGCUGACAUGAUUGCCUCCCGCCAGCAGCAGCAGCAGCAGGCGCAUGCCUUGGCGCAGGUGCAGGCCCAAGCGCAGGCCCAGCUCCAGCAAGAGCUGCAACAGCAGGCCGCCCUCCUGCAGUCGCAGCUUUUCAGCCCGGCCCUCCUGCCCCACUUCCCCAUGACCACGGAGACCCUCUUGCAGCUCCAGCAGCAGCAGCAGCAGCCACACCUCCUCUUCCCCUUCUACAUUCCCAGCACUGAAUUCCAGCUGACCCCGGAGGUGAGCCUGCCGGUGACCAGCAGCACCCUGACGCUGACCGGGACGGGGCCCAGCCUCUUGGACGACUUGAAGGUGCAGCUCCCCCAGCCCAGCCACCCCCACGCCCAGCCGCUGCCCCCGCCCCACUGUGUCCUCUUGCAGCACGGCCAGCUGCUGGACAAGAAAGCCAAACCCCCCGUGGCAGUCAAGGAGAAGGAAGGCCAGAGGGAGCCGGAGAGCUCCGAGAAAGGGGGUGGCGGCUCCACUGCCCAGGAGCCCCCACCUCACCCCCCCAAGCCCAAAGACAAGCCUGACUUGGGAGCAGCAGCGCUGCCGGCAGAGCCGCCGCCACUUCCUCCGCCCCGCAUCGCGUCCGACGCUCGUGGGAACGCCACCAAAGCCCUGCUGGAGAACUUUGGCUUUGAGCUGGUCAUUCAGUACAACGAGAACAAGCAGAAGGUGCAGAAGAAGGCGGCGAAGCCAGAGCAGGGGGGCGGCGGUGGCAGCGUGGAGAAGCUGGAGUGCGCCUCCUGCGGCAGGCUCUUCUCCAACAUCCUCAUCCUGAAAAGCCACCAGGAGCACGUUCACCAGCACUACUUCCCCUUCGGGCAGCUGGAGAGCUUUGCCCAGCAGUACCGUGAACAGUACGACAAGCUGUACCCAUUGCGGCCUCAGACCCCAGAGCCGGCCCCUCCAGCCCCCCUGCCCCCCGCCCCCCCGCAGCAGCCCCCCGCCCCCCCUGCUCCGGCCCCGCCCGCCUCCUCUCCCACCAUGGCUCCAGCCCAGCCGCCUAUGCCCCUCACCCAGCUGUCCCUGCCGAUGGAGCUGCCCCUCUUCUCUCCCCUCAUGAUGCAGACCCUGCCUCUGCAGACCCUGCCCACCCAGCUGCCCCCCCAGCUCGGCCCCGGCGACCCCUUGCCUUCAGACCUGGCUCAGCUCUACCAGCACCAGCUGAAUCCUGGCCUUCUGCAGCAGCAGCAGCAGAGCAAGCGGCCGCGCACCCGCAUCACCGAUGACCAGCUGCGCGUCCUGCGGCAGUACUUCGACAUCAACAAUUCCCCCAGUGAGGAGCAGAUCAAGGAGAUGGCGGACAAGUCAGGCCUGCCCCAGAAGGUGAUCAAGCACUGGUUCCGGAACACGCUGUUCAAGGAGCGCCAGCGGAACAAGGACUCUCCCUACAACUUCAGCAACCCCCCCAUUACCAGCCUGGAUGACCUGAAGGUGGACUCGCGGCCCCCCUCGCCGGAGCCUCAGAGGCAGGAGUACUGGGGGAGCAAACGCUCCUCCAGGACUCGCUUCACGGACUACCAGCUGCGGGUCCUGCAGGACUUCUUUGAUGCCAAUGCCUACCCGAAGGACGAUGAGUUUGAGCAGCUCUCCAGUCUGCUGAACCUCCCAACCCGUGUGAUCGUGGUGUGGUUUCAGAAUGCCCGCCAGAAGGCCCGGAAGAACUACGAGAACCAAGGAGAAGGCAAAGAUGGGGAGAGGCGGGAGCUCACCAACGACAGGUACAUCCGGACGAGCAACCUCAGCUACCAGUGCCGUAAGUGCAGCCUGGUCUUUCAGCGCAUCUUUGACCUCAUCAAGCACCAGAAGAAGCUGUGCUACAAAGACGAGGAUGAAGAGGGGCAGGAAGACAGCCAGAACGAAGACUCCAUGGAUGCGGCGGAGCUCCUGACCCCGACCAGCUCCUCCUGCAGCACCCCCAUGCCUUCGCAGGCAUAUGGUACCCCCACCUCUUCCGCAAAUGCAGCCUCUUCCUCCGCAGCUUUUCUGCCACAGACGGCCAUGGAGGAAGACGACUCUUCCUCCUUCUACACUUCUAAAGCAGAAGCUACAGAUGAGAAACCAAAGCAACCUGAACCUCCAAGUACGCAGCAAAACCAAACCCCCGAAAAGCAAGUGCAACCAAAGCAGGAGGUGCCUCAGCUCCAACAGCAAGAAGACCCCGGCGAGCAGCCAGCCGGCUCAGCACACCCCAAGCCCUCCCCUCCCGCCCUGCCGCAGCCAGGCCAGCCUCCCCCCUGCGUCCUGCCGCAGGCGAGCCCCAGCCCCUCCCAGCUCUCCCACCUUCCCCUCAAGCCCCUUCACACGCCCACGCCCCAGCAGCUGGCGAACUUGCCUCCUCAGCUCCUCCCCUAUCAGUGCGACCAGUGCAAGCUGGCCUUCCCCUCCUUUGAGCACUGGCAGGAGCACCAGCAGCUCCACUUCCUCAGUGCCCAGAACCAGUUCGUUCACCCCCAGUUCCUGGACAGGGCGCUCGACAUGCCUUUCAUGCUCUUUGACCCCGGCAACCCCCUGCUGGCCAGCCAGCUCCUUUCCGGGACGCUCCCCCAGCUGCCCCUGAGCUCCGCCACCUCUCCCUCCACCCCAACUUCCACCAUGAGCACCCUGAAGAGGAAGCUGGAAGAGAAGGCCAGCGCAAGCCCCGGGGAAAACGAGAGUGGCACCGGCGGGGAAGAGCCACAGCGAGACAAGCGCCUCCGCACGACCAUCACGCCAGAGCAGCUGGAGGUCCUCUACCAGAAGUACCUGCUGGACUCCAACCCCACCCGCAAGAUGCUGGACCACAUUGCCCACGAGGUGGGCUUGAAGAAGCGUGUGGUGCAGGUCUGGUUCCAGAAUACUCGAGCACGGGAGCGAAAGGGGCAGUUCAGGGCGGUGGGGCCUGCCCAAGCCCACCGGCGAUGCCCUUUCUGCCGGGCGCUCUUCAAAGCCAAAACUGCCCUUGAAGCCCACAUCCGGUCCCGCCACUGGCACGAAGCAAAGCGGGCAGGCUACAACCUGACGUUGUCAGCAAUGCUCUUCGACUGUGAUGGAGGACUCCAAAUGAAGGCCGACCUCUUUGAUGGAACGGGCUUUCCCCACCUGCCCCCCAGCACCAGUGACAGCCAGGCCCUCUCCCCGCUGAGCAAGUCUCUGGAGCUCUCGCCUCACCCUCUCCUGAGCCCGUCGUCCAUCAAAGUGGAAGGGAUGGAGGACUUCGAGAGCCCGUCCCUGUCGUCCGUCAAUCUCAGCUUUGACCAAGCCAAGCUGGACAACGAUGACUGCUCCUCCGUUAACACGGCCAUCACGGACACCACGACGGGAGACGAGGGCACUGCAGACAACGAGAGCGCCUCCGGGCUUGCUGCCGAGGCCAAGUGCCUGCCAGGGCCGAGCGAAGGUCUGACCAAGGCUGCCAUGAUGGCCAUGUCCGAGUACGAAGACCGGCUGUCCUCUGGCCUGGUCAGCCCAGCUCCCAGCUUCUACAGCAAGGACUAUGACAAUGAGGGCAUUGUGGACUACAGCGAGACCUCCAGCCUGGCAGACCCUUGCUCGCCCAGCCCGGGCACCAGCGGCUCUGGGGGCAAGUCCGCCGAGGGUGGGGACCGGCUGGGGCAGAAGCGCUUCCGCACGCAGAUGACCAACCUCCAGCUGAAGGUCCUGAAGUCCUGCUUCAACGACUACCGGACGCCCACCAUGCUGGAGUGCGAGGUUCUGGGGAGUGACAUCGGGCUGCCCAAGCGAGUGGUGCAGGUCUGGUUCCAGAACGCCCGGGCCAAGGAGAAGAAGGCCAAGCUCAGCAUGGCCAAGCAUUUCGGCAUUAACCAAACCAGUUACGAGGGACCCAAAACUGAGUGCACCUUGUGUGGCAUCAAGUACAGCGCCCGCCUGUCUGUACGCGACCACAUCUUCUCUCAGCAGCACAUCUCCAAAGUGAAGGACACCAUCGGCAGCCAGCUGGACAAAGAGAAGGAAUACUUUGACCCCGCAACCGUCCGCCAGCUGAUGGCCCAGCAGGAGCUGGACCGGAUCAAGAAGGCCAACGAGGUGCUGGGCCUGGCUGCGCAGCACCAGCAGCAGCAGGGCAUGUUCGACAGCCCCCCUCUCCAGGCCCUCAACCUCCCUGCCGCUUACCCUGCCCUCCAGGGGAUCCCUCCGGUUCUGCUGCCGGGCCUCAACAGCCCUUCCCUGCCUGGCUUCACCCCUUCGAACACAGCUUUAACUUCUCCGAAGGCCAGCCUGAUGGGUCUGCCCAGCACAAGCGUCCCCUCGCCGGGCCUCCCCACCUCUGGAUUACCAAAUAAGCAGCCCCCCGCCUCCCUGAAUUCCCCCAGCCCAGCCCAAGUGACUGCAGCAACGGCCCCCCAGCAGCCGAGCCAGCCCGUGCCUCGGAAGGACAAGGAGAGCGAGAAGGCGAAAGAGAAGGAAAAGGCCCCCAAGGGGAAGGGGGACUCCCCGCUGGCCCCCAAGAAAGACAAGGCGGAGGGGCCCGGCCCAGCAGCCCUGCCCACAGCUCUGCCCGCCCUGGAGUAUUCCGUGGAGCCGGCCCAGCUCCAGGCCCUGCAGGCGGCUCUGAGUUCCGACCCCACGGCUUUGCUCACGAGCCCCUUCCUCCCCUACUUUGUCCCCGGUUUUUCCCCCUACUAUGCUCCUCAGAUCCCGGGAGCCUUGCAGGGCGGCUACCUGCAGCCCCUGUACGGCAUGGAAGGGCUGUUCCCCUACAGCCCGGCGCUGUCGCAGGCCUUGCUGGGCCUCUCCUCGGGCUCUCUGCUGCAGCACUACCAGCAAUACCAGCAGAGCCUGCAGGAGGCCAUGCAGACACAGCAGCGGCAAAGGCCAGCCCCGCAGCAGCCCCCACCGCCACCCAAAGGAAGCCAAACCCCGGUCCCCUCGGGGACGGCAACGCCCGACAAAGACCCUGCCAAAGAACCCCCCCAGCAAGAACAGCAGAAGAACGCCCCCCACGAGGUGCCCCCCCACCUGCCCAGACCCCAGGAAGAGCCCCCAGCAGAAGGCCCCAGCGCAGGGCCCGCCCUCUGGGACCCCGACAUCGUCCCCCAGGUGCAGCCCCAGCUGGUGUGCCGCAAGUGCCAGGCCAGCUUCAGCACCCAGGAGGCGGCCAGCAACCACCUGAAGUCCCUCUGCGGCUUCGGCCAGCCCGUGGUGAACCUGCAAGAGAUGGUGCUUCACGUGCCCGCUGGCGGCAGCGGCUCGUACCAGUGCGUGGCGUGCGAGAGCACGGUGUAUGGGGACGAAGCCCUCCGACAGCAUCUCGAGUCGGCCCCGCACAAACACCGAACAGUCCCAAGAGCAGCAAGAAACGCCAAAGAGCAUCCCCGUCGAUUACCUCACUCCGCCUGCCUCCCCGCCCCCAGCACCGCAUCUACCUCGCAGCCUGCCCCUCACUCAAAGGACAGCCCCUCCCCCCCGCCCCCCACUCCCCCCCACGCCUCCAGGAAGUCUUGGCCUCAAGGGGCCAGCCGGCCUCCCCUGCGGAAGCCACCACCGCCGCCGCCUCUCUCCUCGUCUUCAACGGUUACCUCAAGUUCAUGCAGCACCUCAGGGGUUCAGCCCUCGAUGCCAACAGAUGACUUUUUGGAGGAGUCUGACUCGGACCUUAGCCAAAAGUCCGACGGACCGGCUAGCCUGGCGGAGGGGCCUGAGGAGCCGAGCUGCCCCAAGACCGACCACGCUCACGCUAGCAGGGGCAGCGGGGGCUCCUGCGGACCAAGGCCAGUACCCCUGGGCCAGGCCGUGCGCGGGAUGGCUGGCAGGGGCCUCCCCAGAGCACCUGCCUCCUGGGAGUCUCUCUGCGCUGCGGUCUCCUCUCUGGCCUGGAUGUUGAAAGGAGAGCUUUCUGCUGCCCAAGGGUCGAGUCUGGAUUCGAGCAGGGGCUGGAGCAACAGAAAUGCCGAACAGCAGACGCUUCGCCUGGCAUGCUCCUCAAUGUGGGAUGACUGUGGCAUCGACUAUCAGCUGCCGAUAUGCUUGGUCAAGAUCCAGUUUUGCAAAGACUUUUUCCUUGAGCAAGGGCCGCAGCCAUUGCUUGACUGCCAGCACUGGGAGCCCAGAGGAGGAGUGGGCCACGGGCCUCACAGAGGAGGCAGAUGCUGUGCCCAGGGCCUGGCUCUUUCCAGUGCCUUCCGGGCCUCGCGUGUCUGCCUAGCCAAAAAGGCAGCUGCUCUAGAAAUGAAGGAAUGGCGGUUCCUGUGGGAGCGGGAGCAGUCCGUGUGGUUCCCUGCUGAGUCUGAGGAGCGCAGCAGAAAGCUGGAUCCGUUUCUGUGCGGUCGCCUGUUUCGGGAGUCUGGGUCUCUACGCGUACAGGGACCGCAGAGGGGUACAUCACACCGGCUCGUGUCCCCGGUGUUUAUGGUGUACGGCGAGUGGAUUUAA
Euleptes europaea (tarantolino) is the source of this 11611-nucleotide messenger RNA. It is a transcript of the gene ZFHX3, whose product is annotated as zinc finger homeobox 3. NCBI's taxonomy places the organism in Eukaryota, Metazoa, Chordata, Lepidosauria, Squamata, Sphaerodactylidae. Gene Ontology annotation, biological process: regulation of neuron differentiation; brain development; regulation of transcription by RNA polymerase II. Gene Ontology annotation, molecular function: DNA-binding transcription factor activity, RNA polymerase II-specific; RNA polymerase II cis-regulatory region sequence-specific DNA binding; zinc ion binding. Gene Ontology annotation, cellular component: nucleus. The record is from RefSeq and is a predicted model, not a curated record.